UCACCUGAGCGGGGCGGGCGGGACGGAGGCGGCCGGGCCGGGCUGGGCCGGCUCCCAGCCAGCCGCCGCACCAUGAUACACUUUAUACUGCUGUUCAGUCGGCAGGGGAAGUUAAGGCUUCAGAAAUGGUACACGACGCUACCUGAUAAAGAGAAGAAAAAGAUCAUUCGAGAAAUUGUUCAGAUUAUUUUGUCUCGCAACCAAAAAACGAGUAGUUUUGUUGACUGGAAAGACCUCAAGCUUGUUUACAAAAGGUAUGCUAGUUUGUAUUUCUGCUGUGCAAUAGAAGACCAGGAUAAUGAGCUCCUGACACUAGAGGUCGUUCAUCGAUAUGUGGAGCUCCUGGACAGAUACUUUGGAAACGUGUGCGAGCUGGAUAUUAUCUUUAAUUUUGAAAAAGCUUAUUUUAUUCUUGAUGAGUUUAUAAUUGGUGGAGAAGUACAAGAGACUUCAAAGAAGACUGCGGUGAAAGCCAUAGAAGACUCUGACAUGUUGCAGGAGACAGUGGAAGAAUACAUGAACAAGCCUGCAUUUUAAUGUUAAACUACCUGGAGAGAAAACUGCUGUAUGCACCUCUAAAGUGCACUUCCUGAAAUUGCUUCCCAAUGUGCCAGAUCCUCAGAGAAAUACCAAAAACCAGUAACUGAAGGGCUUUGUUUGUAUAAUGGUGAAGAUGAAGGUCAGCUAAUGUAGCAAAGGGUUUAACAAUUCUGUGCUUUGCAUUACUCUGUACAUGAGUUUCUCAGAGUUGUUAUUACCCCACUCUAGUUUCUCUUCUCCUUGCUGGACUCAGCUCUUGUCUUGCACCCCGUCUUUUAGGUACGGGUUUUGUCAUCACAAUGCUCCUCUGACAAUACUUUGAGGAGGUAUUCUUACUAGUUUUGUUCACUGCUGACUGUAUGACUCUACUUUUGUACAAAUGUCCGUUAUUUUGAAUGUAAUGGUUAUUCUGCUGUAAUAAUAAUUUUUUUCUAAAAGCCAAA
Hirundo rustica (Barn swallow) is the source of this 983-nucleotide messenger RNA. It is a transcript of the gene AP1S3, whose product is annotated as adaptor related protein complex 1 subunit sigma 3. The coding region runs from base 73 to 537 and encodes 154 amino acids. Gene Ontology annotation, biological process: vesicle-mediated transport; intracellular protein transport. The transcript has 5 exons. Gene Ontology annotation, molecular function: clathrin-cargo adaptor activity. NCBI's taxonomy places the organism in Eukaryota, Metazoa, Chordata, Aves, Passeriformes, Hirundinidae. Gene Ontology annotation, cellular component: membrane coat; AP-1 adaptor complex; intracellular membrane-bounded organelle. The record is from RefSeq and is a predicted model, not a curated record.